CUCGAGCGAGCGCGGCCGCCGGCGACACCCGGACAACGCGCCGGCGGCGGGGCGAGGAGGGCGGCCCGGAGGGCAGCGGCCCUGGCCCGCGUGUGCGGCCCUCUCUCGCGCUCCAGCACCGCUCUGGCUGUGCCCCGGCCCCGCCACACGCGCAGCCAUGGUGGGCCGGCUGAGCCUGCAGGAUGUCCCCGAGCUCGUGGACACGAAGAAGAAGGGCGACGGCGUCCUGGACAGCCCGGACUCGGGGCUGCCCCCAAGCCCUAGCCCCAGCCACUGGGGGCUCGCGGCGGCGGCGGGCGGCGGUGGAGAGCGCGCCCCGGUCCCUGGGGCGCUGGAGCCCGACGCGGCGGCGACCCCAGCAAUCCCGAACCCAGCAUCUCUGACCCACUCGCUGGCUGCCAGCUGCUCACCACGGCUCUGUCCCCUGUCCUUCGGCGAAGGAGUCGAGUUUGACCCCUUACCACCGAAGGAAAUAAAGUACACCUCCUCAGUCAAGUAUGACUCUGAGCGGUACUUCAUCGAUGAUGUGCAGAUGCCCCUGGGGCUGGUGGUGGCUUCCUGCAGCCAGACAGUCACCUGUAUCCCCAAUUGCACGUGGCGAAACUAUAAGGCUGAGGUGCACUUCGAGCCCCGCCACAAGGCCGCACGCUUCCUCAGCACCACCAUCAUCUACCCCAAGUACCCCAAGACCGUCUACACCACCACUCUGGAUUACAACUGCCACAAGAAGCUGAGGAGGUUUCUGUCCAGUGUGGAGCUCGAGGCCACAGAGUUCCUGGGUAGUGAUGGUCUCUCAGAUGGAUGCUGACUCAAGCUAGCUACUUGAGGUUGGGCCAGCUGGUCAUACACUGCCCUGGUCCCCAGACCACUCUGGACAAGUUGGGUAACAUUGCUGUUGCAUAUCAUCCCAGCCCAGAGGAGGCUGACCUAGAGAUACCUCUAAGCCUAGCCAGGGAAAGAAGAAAGAAAAAAAAAAUCUCUGCAUCUUAUAAUAAUAGAGAAACUUGGCUUUGUUUAAAAUUUUUUUAGAUAGUUUUUUUAAAGGAGCAUAUAUAUAUAUAUCCUGGCUGGUUGAUGCAGUUUCCCCAAAGUCUCAAUUUAAUAAGAAAAUAAAGAUAGGCAGAACAAUGGCGUCAGGACCAGCUGAAGUGAGCUUGUCCUCCAUUUUCUGACGAAGGAAGUGGGAAAGUCUCUGGAACAGAAAAAGUGGGUUUUAAGAAAUGUCAGCCAUGCAUAUCUUCAUUGCUGAAAAAAAAGAGAGAGAGAGAAGGAGCUACCUCGGUGGACUGUGGUGCCCAGAUGUGCUCAAUCUGUGGAGACUCGUGUUCAGGACCGUGUUCCAUUUCUGCUUCAUUUGUUCUUCCUGCUAACCCAAACUCUUAAUAUUAUCAAAAUCUUUCUCAUGGUAUUAGGAGAGAACAACAAAAACCCCAGAAGGAGAUGCUCUGCCUGUUCCGCCGUCGCUGGGUUGGGUAAACAGCUAGUCCUGUCUGGGGCACCGCAGCCGUCUGGCUCGCCAAGGUUGGUUCCGGGCUCAGGCUGUGGUGCAGCCCUAGCGUGCUUGGCAUCUGGUUAACAUCUCCUUAGGCUUGUGUAAUUCCGCUCAUAGGUAUUUUGGGGUUUUGAAAUACUUUCCCUUUUUUUUUUUUUUUUUCCACAAGGCAAAAUGCAGCAGAGGCUCUUUUUGAGAGGAACGGCAUUUUAAAAGAAUGCUUUGGAGAAACGCAUGUGGGAACUGUGUGGAAAGAGACUCCACUGCGGGCCGCCAUGCCCAGGGACAGCUGUGAUAGGCAGAUUCGAAUGUGACUCAGACCCUCAUGAUCAAAUGUCUCGAUGGACUGGUUCUUAGGACUGUGAUAAUGUCAAAACUGGGAGGAAUUGGGUUUAGCCCAGAAAAGCAAGGAGUAUUCCUUACCAUUCAGAUGAAGCUAAGAUGAAUUCGGGAGUAGGGAGUGACAAUUCAAACACCACAGCCUUGCCUCUGUGGUGAUGGGGGAACAUUUCUUUCGGACCACUGUAUACACAGAAGGAACUAUCGUGGAGUCGGGGAUGAGUCAAAAGUGUUUCCCAGCAGCAGGGACGAUGCUGGCCCAGUGGGUGCUGUGCACCAGGCUGCUGCUGGUCCCAUGCCCAUACCCCAGGCCUGGCCCUUGCUUCUUAGAACCCCCUCCCAGGCCCCACAGUGCUGGAGUGAAGAAAGUGGCAAACUGAUUUUUAUUCCAGCGCUGGAAAGAACAAGUUGUACAUAUUUCCUCUGAAUAUUUCCAAAUCUUGUCAGGUGGGUUACAGAGACUCUGCCUUCUGUGAUGUCUCUGGGUCUCUGCAGAUGGCUUCCGUCUGUCCAGAAAGCAGACUUGAGAACGUGCUGGCUAUCCCGGGGCCACAGCAGGGACUUGUGAUCGGGGAAGAGAGGUGCAAAGAUAAUCACUCUCAUGUGAAGACGGUGGCGAUGAUUAGAGCCACGCUGCCUAGCCUGUGUCCCCUGCAGACAGACAGCCAUGUCUGCUCUGUUGUGUUUUUAACUCAUGCCCCUGGGCAGACAGGUUGCUGGCCUUGGGGUCCCAGCUGACUAGGGUGCAGCUCAGUUGGGGACACACUGGGGCACACAAGCUCCUCAGUCAGACUGAGUAACAAGUGCUACUUGGCUUUGGAAAAGCCUUUAUUGACAGAAGUGGAUUUUCUGUCUGACUCUAUACUGUCACUGAGGUGGGAAAUACAAUUUCUUUUUGCAAAUACAAUUCUUUUUUUUUUUUCUUUUUUCUUUUUCUUUUUUUUGAG
Onychomys torridus (southern grasshopper mouse) is the source of this 2778-nucleotide messenger RNA. It is a transcript of the gene Rflnb, whose product is annotated as refilin B. Gene Ontology annotation, cellular component: actin filament bundle. Gene Ontology annotation, molecular function: filamin binding. NCBI's taxonomy places the organism in Eukaryota, Metazoa, Chordata, Mammalia, Rodentia, Cricetidae. The transcript is spliced from 3 exons. Bases 158 to 808 code for a protein of 216 amino acids. The record is from RefSeq and is a predicted model, not a curated record. Gene Ontology annotation, biological process: negative regulation of chondrocyte development; negative regulation of bone mineralization involved in bone maturation; actin filament bundle organization.